Molecule: messenger RNA, 770 nt
Organism: Pezoporus flaviventris
Lineage: Eukaryota; Metazoa; Chordata; Aves; Psittaciformes; Psittacidae
Product: reticulon-1-A-like
Exons: 8
Coding region: 1-702 (233 amino acids)
Source: RefSeq, a predicted model, not a curated record
AUGGAGGAGCCCUCGAUGAGGCCAGCCCGCAGGGGGCGCCCGCAGCCGGCCCGCCCCGCGCCCCCUCCGGACCCCCCGCCGACCCCGGACCCGCCUCCUGCGCCCCCCGACCAAUCAGCGAGCCCGGCGGGCCCUGAUGUGCUGGUGUGGGAGCUGCUGCACUGGCGGGACCCCGCGCGCUCGGCGCUGGUGCUGCUCGCGCUGCUGGCGGGGCUCGGCUGCCUCGCGCGCUUCAGCGCCGUCAGCGUCGGCGCCUACGGGGCCCUGGCGGUGCUGGCGGUGACGCUGCCCCGGCGCCUGCACCAGGGGGCGCUGCGGGCGCUGCGGCCGCACCCGGCCCCGCGGGAGCCGCCGGAGGCCGCGGUGGGGCUGAGCCCCGAGGAGCAGCAGCGCUGGGCCCGGCGCCUCGCCCGGCACCUGAGCGCGGCCACACGCACCCUGGCCCGGCUCUUCCUGGUGCAAAGCGUCCCUGAGUCCCUCAAGUUCGCCUUCUUGUUCUACCUGCUGACCUACGUGGGGGCCGUCUGCAACGGGCUGACGCUGCUGGGAGCCGGCGUCAUCUGCGCGUUCACCUUCCCCGUGCUCUACCGGCACCACCAGGCCCAGAUCGACCAAUACGUGACCCUGGUGCGGAGCCACCUGAGCCACCUCCGGGCCAGGAUCCAGGCCAAGCUCCCCAGUGCCAAAGCCAAGCCGCAGUGACCCCCCCGUGUGCCCCCCCCCCGCCCGAGGUGACAGCGGAGGGGGGGGGGAAGGAGCCGGGGUCCCCC